AUCUUUCCACCAUGUUUGGGAAAAAGAAGAAGAGGCUGGAAAUUUCCGGCCCGUCCAACUUCGAGCACCGGGUGCACACCGGCUUCGACCACCGGGAGCAGAAGUUCACGGGGCUGCCGCAGCAGUGGCACAGCCUGCUGGCAGACACAGCCAACAGGCCCAAGCCCAUGGUGGAUCCCUCAUGCAUCACCCCCAUCCAGCUGGCUCCUAUGAAGACCAUUGUUCGGGGGAACAAGCCUCGAAAGGACACUUCGAUCAACGGGCUGCUGGAGGAGUUUGACAACAUCUCGGUGACCCGCUCCAACUCCCUGCGGAAGGAGAGCCCUCCCAGCCACCACCAGGGCAGUGCCAACCACGUGUCCCGGCCCCAGGAGGAGAAUGGCUACAUCGUGUGCUCGCAGUACUCGAGCGAGUCGGACAGCACGGCCGAGAGCGGCGCGGACCGGCUCCGGGACAGGGCCCUGUGCGGGGACGAGUGGGACCGCUACUGCCAGGGCAGCCUGGCCGCCAGGCACAACGGGCACCUGCUCAAGGUCACUGCCCGCGACUUCUACUACUCAGAAGUGACCCCCCUGCAGUCAGAGCUGUCCAGGUUCCUCCCGGAUUACCAGGCGCACCUGGAGAGCAAGCCCAAGGCGCUGGAGUACGGGGGCCUGAGGCUGGAGUACCAGCGGGUGCCCAGCGGCUCCUCCCUGGACUACCGGGAUUCCUUCCCCUACGCCCCGUCCCGGGCCUCGCUGCAGAGCGAGGGCCCCAGGGACAGGCUGGACUACGGGGACCCUGACUGGGGACACGGCCUCGCCAGGGAGGACAUUGACAAGAGGCCCAAGUCCUCCUACGUGGACCCCGCGAGCCCCCAGCCGGCCAUGAGGCAGAGAUCCAGGUCGGGCUCGGGCCUGCAGGAGCCGGCCAUGCCCUACGCAGCCAGCGCCUUCAAAGCUCACCAGCAGGGACAUUCCUACAGCUCCUACACCUACCCCCGCCUGUCCGAGACCGCAGCAGGAGUGCCCAAGGUGGAUUAUGACCGAGCGCAGCUGGUGGUGAGCCCUCCGCUCUGCGGCUCGGACACCUACCCCCGGGGCCCAGCCAAGCUACCUCAGAGCCAGAGCAAGGGCAGCUACUCGAGCAGCAGCUACCAGUACCCCCUGCUGUACCACAAGGCUCCCCACCUGCAGCAGCCCGGCUCCCCGUACGCGUCCCCGGGCUCGUACCCCGGCUCCCCCAGCCUGGCGCCGGGCGCGUACCCCCCGCCCAGCUGGGGCUCGUGCUCGGAGCAGGCGCCCUCCAGGGUGUCCCACGAGCAGUUCCGCGCCGCCCUGCAGCUGGUGGUGAGCCCCGGGGACCCCCGCGAGUACCUGGACAGCUUCCUCAAGAUCGGCGAGGGCUCCACGGGCAUCGUGUGCAUCGCCACCGAGCGCCACUCGGGCAAGCAGGUGGCUGUCAAGAAGAUGGACCUCAGGAAGCAGCAGAGGAGGGAGCUGCUCUUCAAUGAGGUGGUGAUCAUGAGGGAUUACCACCACGAGAACGUGGUGGACAUGUACAACAGUUACCUGGUGGGGGACGAGCUCUGGGUGGUGAUGGAGUUCCUGGAGGGCGGCGCCCUGACCGACAUCGUCACUCACACCAGGAUGAACGAGGAGCAGAUCGCCACGGUGUGCGUGUCCGUGCUGCGCGCCCUGUCCUACCUGCACCACCAGGGCGUCAUCCACCGCGACAUCAAGAGCGACUCCAUCCUGCUGACCAGCGACGGCAGGAUAAAAUUGUCUGACUUUGGGUUCUGUGCCCAAGUGUCAAAGGAGGUCCCCAGGAGGAAGUCCCUGGUUGGGACACCCUAUUGGAUGGCACCAGAGGUGAUAUCCCGCCUGCCCUACGGCACUGAGGUGGACAUCUGGUCCCUGGGCAUCAUGGUGAUGGAGAUGAUCGACGGGGAGCCGCCGUACUUCAAUGAGCCGCCGCUGCAGGCCAUGCGCCGCAUCCGGGACAACCUCCCGCCCCGCGUCAAGGACACACACAAGGUCUCGUCGGUGCUGCGGGGCUUCCUGGACUCGAUGCUGGUGCGGGAGCCCUCGCAGCGAGCCACGGCGCAGGAGCUGCUCAGACACCCCUUCCUGAAGCUGGCAGGGCCCCCCUCCUGCAUCGUGCCCCUCAUGAGGCAGCACAGGCACCGCUGA
Agelaius phoeniceus (red-winged blackbird) is the source of this 2171-nucleotide messenger RNA. RefSeq names its product p21 (RAC1) activated kinase 5 (gene PAK5). NCBI's taxonomy places the organism in Eukaryota, Metazoa, Chordata, Aves, Passeriformes, Icteridae. The record is from RefSeq and is a predicted model, not a curated record. Gene Ontology annotation, molecular function: protein serine/threonine kinase activity; ATP binding. Gene Ontology annotation, biological process: apoptotic process; cytoskeleton organization; protein phosphorylation.